AUGGCGGUUUAUUCGCUUCCAAAGACCUUCGCUUCAGCCGAGAAAUUGGACCCAAUUAUCGAGCGAUACAAGGGCUUUCGCUUGCUGUCUUUGAAGCAGUCCCCCGAGUCAUUUGGCUCAUCUUAUGAGCGGGAGAUCGCUUUCCCCGAUGAGAUUUGGAUCAAGCGAGUAUGUGGCCCGCUCUCUACAAAUAUAAUUGCUGUUGCCGGAAACUCCGCAGAGAGCGAAGGAAACAAAGACCAGGAAAGAGCCAUGCUCCUCAAAGAAGAAUGGCUUGCUUCCCUCACCCUUUCAGGUCCCUUCGACAAGGAGGCUGCAGUUGCAAUGUUUAAGAACAACAUGUGGAUAGAAUCGCCCUCAAUAAUUAUGGAUGACGAAGUUGAAUUCUAUUUCGGCCUGUAUGGAAUGUAUGUGGCUCCGAAUGCUCGAGGUGCAGGAUUGGGAGUGAGUCUAGUUGAGUACGCUAAGGAGAAGGCGUUGGAGAUAGUUGGUGGUAAAAAGACGAGGCUCGUGCUGGUGGUUGAUUUUGAUAACAUCGGCGCUCGACGGACGUACGAAAAGGGCCAGUUUGUUCUGAACCAUGACUACUGGUUUGAUGAUACGCGUUGCGGAAGAUCACAAAGAACACAGUCAGCAGUCAUGAGGGUGGAUAUCGGAGGUUCUGACAACCCGGGAAAGGAUGCGACCUCAUGA
Messenger RNA from Clonostachys byssicola, 693 nucleotides. Lineage: Eukaryota; Fungi; Ascomycota; Sordariomycetes; Hypocreales; Bionectriaceae. The record is from the annotation of a GenBank genome assembly.